AUGCGUGGGAUGGUGGUCAACUUACCCAAAAAGAAUUUGAAUACCAGUAGAAGAAAUAGCUGUUGCAACCCGAUCACUAGCGAUACUCACAGCUUCACUAAAGGAAGAUCUUCACACGAUGAAGAUGAUAGAUAUUCUGACAAGGACCAAUCUUCUUGUUUGAAUUCAAGAAAUUCGACAAAAACGAUUCCGAAGAAGAAGAGCGACAGCAAACGAAGUCAAAGUUUUGAACACAGUACUACAAAAUGUGGGAACAAAGAUUGCAAUACAACGUCAAAAAGUGAUACAAACAUUCCCUACUUGCAAGAUCUGUUGAUUCAGUUCGACAAUGCCAGACACAAGUUGAACACGGCAGUCAAACUUGCCACCACCACUUUGGAGCAUUACACGUCCAGGGAUUCCAAGGAUAGUAUUGAUGGAAGUUGCUCAAAUGACAACAGUACUUGCUCGAAGUGGAGAAAUAGUACCCGCGUAGACCAAGACAAUUAUACAAGAAACAUUGGGAAUACCUCAAUGAACAGACAGCCGCCAGUCCUUGAUACGCUGUAUUCCAAGAAAUCUGACAUGAGUAGAAGCAGCAGUAGAAUGAUGGCUAGCAAGAAAGCUGAGGAGCUGCAAAGUACCCUCAAUUCUCUGCUGGAAGGGAGUUUAACAGAGACGUCGCAUUUCGACCACGAUAUCUCAGCUAUACCCAAAUGCUGCAAAGAAUCGAAAAGUUCGAACUCUUUGAAGUUUGCCAGAUCCACAUUAUCUGCUCAUUCAAGGGAUUAAAACAUUAUAGGAACUGUAAAUAAUAAAACUCUAAUAAACAUAACUUUAUUUUG
Molecule: messenger RNA, 824 nt
Organism: Sitophilus oryzae (rice weevil)
Lineage: Eukaryota; Metazoa; Arthropoda; Insecta; Coleoptera; Curculionidae
Exons: 6
Coding region: 1-771 (256 amino acids)
Source: RefSeq, a predicted model, not a curated record